Molecule: messenger RNA, 2646 nt
Organism: Phytophthora sojae
Lineage: Eukaryota; Oomycota; Peronosporomycetes; Peronosporales; Peronosporaceae
Exons: 1
Coding region: 1-2646 (881 amino acids)
Source: RefSeq, a predicted model, not a curated record
AUGGGGGUGCGAGGCGGCGGCGACAAGCCCAAGAAGCACAAGGACCGCGGCGUCAAGUUCAAUGAGAAGCACACGCUCAAGUACGGCCUGUCGGUGUGCAGCCGCAACGCCAAGACGAGCGUGGUGGAGUCCGUCAUGUGCAAGUUCUGCGUGGCGUUCGGCAAGGAGUCGGCGGCGGACGCCACCCGCAAGCGCCGCGCCACGGCCAACAUCAAGUACUUCCGGCAGCCCUUCCGCGCCGACCACUACCUGUCGCACCUGGAGAUCAACCACAAGCACAAGUGGGCCGAGUACGAGCAGUCGUCCAGCCCCGAGAAGGAGAAGUUCUUCGCCGCGCACAUCGAGGAGGCCACCAUCAACUCGCUCGCGAUGGCGCAGCAGCAGAUCAUCAGCGCCCAGGCGGGCACUGCCGUCAGCAGCUGCGCCCCCGGGGCCAGCCCGGCGUCGGGUGUAGCGGGGACGGGGGCGCCACCCGUGCAGCGUGUGGGUCCCGUUCGGCUGCCGGCCUCGGAGAUCGAGAAGCGCGUGGUGGAAGAGCUCGUGGGCGACAUGUUCUUCAACGCCUGCGACGAGGACGGACUCUCGAAGGAGCAGGCGCUGGACGUCUUCCGCCGCAAGGAGGGGGCGGAGAACUACGACAUUCUCCUCAAGAACCAGCGGCUGUACGACCUAGCCAUCAAGUUCGUGGCCUGUGGCGCGUCCUACCGCUUGACCUCUCGCAUGGUGCAGUGCACCAAGGAGGAGACCAAGAUGGCGUACUACGGCGGUUGCUCAGAGCACAGAGUGGCGGGCUACGUCCGUGCAGUGAUUGCGAGUAAUCUGCAGAAGAUCGCGCUGAUGAUGCGCUCCUCGUGGGCGUAUGCGCUGGCCACGGAUGCGGCCGUCCACCAAGGUACGUCGUACUUGGAUAUUCGCGUGCGGCUAUGGCAAAACGGAGCGUUGCAGGACUUCCACCUGCUGACGCUGCCCUCGUUCGACCAGCACCCAGCGCCGUCGAUGAUGGAGCGCCUUGAGAAGUUCCUCGACAUCAUGGAUUCAAAUUGGCGUGGUAAACUGCUCGGCACGACCACCAACGGCGGCGUUAAUACAGGCCGCAAUACCGGUACAACAGGCAGCCAGCAGGGGCUGUCCGCUCGACUCACGACGGUUGUGACGAAGCCUGCGUUCUAUCUAAUCUGGUGCGGCGUGCACCAACUGGAGCUCGUGGUGAAGAACUGCGUCGCCGCGUUCUGCCAGAAAGCCUUUUAUGACGAGCUGGUGUCGGUCCUGGCUACACUACGCCAAGACCAGCAGAGCUCCCAUCAAGAGGGCCCGUUGUCCCCAUUUGCCACGGAAGUCAUCCCCGACGUCACGACUGCGUUCUCCAGUACUCGUGGCUUUGCCGAGAAGUUGAUGGCAGCGCUCAAGUGGCUGAUAGAACACCGACUCGCCGUCAUUCAACGACUUCAGACCGCUUUCCCGACUUCUGUGCCCUCUGCAUCGUGGUGGGUCUGCGUAGCGGUCGCCCACCGCGUGAUGGCCGAGAUCGCGUACUUUAUGAAAAAGUUGCUGAGCAUGGAGAAAGGUCCGAACCGCGUGAGCGAGCAAGUUCAGGAACUGUGCAAGCUGGCGCUGAUCAUGGCGGACGUUGUUGGUGCUAGGCGGGACUUGUGGGAAUCGCGAAACCCGGACGAAGCCUGCGCGGCAGGGUCCUUCCAACUGACCUUCCAGAACGCGCAGCAGUUCAUCCAGAACGAGGGCGGUCCGCUGGCUAUUGAGAUGUUUGACACACUUCGCGGAGUUGAGCGGCUUCACAUCGCCAAGUCUGUGGCGCACUUUGCGGUGGAUCUGAUAGCUGGCGUUGCCACCAUCGCUCAGGAUGGACGACACUACUGCGCCGAAGACGUGGGCGUGCUUGUCAAUCCGCCAGUCGUGAUGCCUAUCGAAGUGUGCGAAAUGGGGCAGGAGGCGUUCGUGAAGCUCCUCUGUGAGCAGGAGGCGCGCUUGCGCGAGACUUUCUCCGACGAGGAGAUCAAGACGAUUCAGAGCGAGUACGAAGAGUUCGUGCUGGCUGUGAGUCGCGAGCCGAUUCUCGGCGGGGUGCUCAAGGAGCACAACCGAGACACAGAUGUGUCCUUCGCCUGGUCCUGCGUCAACGGCCGGUUCCGCAUGCUGCAAGAGUUCGUCGGCGGCCUGGCUUCGGUGGUCCCUGACGUGUCGGCAGGCACUCUAGCGGCGGACCUGACGUGGCUCAACUGGGAGAAACCGGACUAUCGCCAGACGAUGAUCGACUUCUCGCUCGAAGGCAUCUUGCAUGCAAAGCAGAAGAUGAAGGUGGAGCUCGUGGACGUUCACUCUCUGCAGUCCGCAGCCUCGUCCACUGCGGACGGGAGCAUGUUGGGUAGCACACCUGCGACUCCGGACGUGGAUCUCGCGUCCUCCUCCCCCGCGGCAGCAGUAGCAGCAGCAGCAGCAGCGUCGCUGGGGGCCAACUUGGGUAGCAUCCCUCUUCCCACUGCAACGAUGGCCAUGCCGCUUGGCAUGCAGAGCACGAUAACGGCGCAGGACAUCGCGAGCCUCUCGGGCAUGGCCAUGCCCAAAACGGGCUCCACUAGCAGCUCAAGUGGCAGUGCCAAUGGCACCGACCAGCAUUACAUGCUCGUGUAG